Messenger RNA from Magnusiomyces paraingens, 1665 nucleotides. RefSeq lists its product as uncharacterized. Lineage: Eukaryota; Fungi; Ascomycota; Dipodascomycetes; Dipodascales; Dipodascaceae. The transcript has a single exon. The record is from RefSeq and is a predicted model, not a curated record. The coding region runs from base 1 to 1665 and encodes 554 amino acids.
AUGAAAUCUCUGGCUUUAAUUGUAUGGUUUCUAUUUACUGCUUUUACUGUCUCAGUCAAUGUGGUUAUGAAAAAUGGGGAUGUUAUUACAGGCAUAACUCAAAACGAUGUUGAAAGUUAUAGAGGCAUUCCAUUUGUAGAAAAGCCAGUUGGAAAUCUGAGAUUUAAACCAUCAGUCCCAUACCAAGGCAGUUUGAAUGGGUUUCAAGCAACACAUUUUGGCAACCCCUGUCAUUGUUUAGAUUCAUAUGAGAUUAUGGAUUAUUUGGCAAAAUUGGUACCCUUUGCUGGCUGGUCAUCCAACCCUAAAUAUUUAAACUCUGAGCAAAGUGAAGACUGUUUAAGACUUAAUGUGUACCGACCUACUGGUCUUUCAAGGAAUGCAAAGUUGCCAGUCAUGGUUUGGGUCUACGGAGGCGCGUUUCAGUUUGGAUCCACCAUGCUUUACCCAGGCGACAGGUUUAUUCAAGACAGUGUGGAAUUGAAUGAACCAGUCAUUUACGUUUCCCUUAGCUACCGUGUAGGACCAUGGGGGUUUCUAGGGGGUUAUGGUAUUGGAGCUGAAAAUUCGACAAAUGCAGCAAUGUGGGAUUUGAUUAACGGAUUCAAGUGGAUCAAGGAAAAUAUUGAAGCAUUUAAUGGUGAUAAGAAUAGAAUUACAGCUUUUGGAGAAAGCAGUGGAGCUAUGCUUUUGUCGCAUUUAAUGAUCACCAAGGUUUUUAAACAAGAUCCUUUAUUUAAUGCAGUAAUUUUACAAAGCGGCGGACUGUUACCUCUUAGCCACGCAGUCACCUCACAAAGCUCAAACAAAUUAUUUUGGAAAUUUUCAAAUGCAGCUGGAUGUCAGCACGAAGGAAACCAAACAGAAGCAUUAGCAUGCUUGCGACAAAAGAAUAGUAAAGUACUUGCUAGAGCGCAUAUGUAUGACCAUAGUUUGCGCAAUUCCUUUGACUUUGCAACAUUAUUUACCGUCUGGGGGCCUAAGCCUGAUGGCAUAUUAUGGGAUGAAAAUUCUUUUGUAGCAGCACAAAACUUGGUUGAUAUACCUAUUAUUGCAGGAUGCUUGGAGGAUGAAGGAACACUAAUUGCCUUUGCAUUUUUAACAACAUCGACUGAAAAGUUUGCAAACGCACUGCAUCGAAUUUUCCCGUAUGCACGCGACAUACUAAGCUCCUUUUUGAGCAUGUACCCACAAAAUCCCGCUGAAGGAGCUCCCUUUAGGACUGGCCCACAUAAUGAACUUUGGCCCAAUUUUAAAUGGCUAUCGGCAAUUCUCACUGAUCUUAUUUUUACAAUGCCGCGACGAAUCAUGCUCAAGUAUGGAGCCACACCUACAAGGAAAUCGCCAUUAUACACGUUUUUUGCAGACCCAUUGCACAAUCGGCUUCCAUUCUUAGGGAGUACCCAUUAUAGCGACAUUUCAUACCAGUUUUACGCAACAGAGAGUUUCCCCAGUAAUGCCUACCGCAAGUAUUUUAUUUCGUUUGCUAAUCACUACAAUCCAAACACAAACAAUGGGGGGUUACAAUGGUGGCCAUUGUAUGAUGAUAAAGAAAAAUUGAUGCUUCAUAUUGGAAGAGAUUCUGGAGAUAUCAUUCAAGAUACUUUUCGGGGAGAUCGGACUGACUUUGCAAUGAGGAAUUUAUCAUUUUGGGAGACUUAUUGA